UAUCUUCUUCUCCCCUUUUGGUUCACCACCACUUGUAUAUUGUUUCACAUUUCUCCAUCUCAAAACCACUUUCUCUUCACCUACAUUUCUGCUAAGCUACUCUCAAAUUCAUCAAUUCUUGAUUUUAAACGCCAUAAAUCAAGAACUAUAGCUUGUAAAAAGAUAAGAUGAAGAUACAGUGUGAUGUGUGUGAGAAUGCUCCAGCGACGGUGAUAUGUUGUGCCGACGAAGCAGCUCUUUGUCCUAAAUGCGACGUGGAGAUUCACGCUGCUAACAAACUCGCAAGCAAGCACCAACGUCUCCAUCUCAAUUCUAUCUCCACAAAGUUUCCUCGUUGCGAUAUAUGCCAAGAGAAGGCAGCUUUUAUUUUCUGUGUUGAGGAUAGAGCUCUGCUUUGCAAGGAUUGUGAUGAAUCUAUUCAUUUAGCUAAUUCUAGAUCUGCGAAUCACCAGAGGUUCUUAGCUACUGGGAUCAAAGUGGCUCUUAGCUCAAACAGUUGCAGCAAAGAAACCAAGAAGCAUCAUUCUAAGGAGAUUCCAGCUAAAACCCUAAGCCAGCAGCAGCCUUCGUCUGAAACUACUCCUCUUCCUUGGGCUGUUGAUGAUUUCUUUCAGUUCUCUGAUCCUGAGUUCACAGAUAAGAAAGGACAGCUUGAUCUUGGGGAGUUUGAGUGGUUUUCAGACAUGAGUUUCUUCGGUGAUCAGACUCUUCCUACAGCUGAAGUUCCCGAGCUUUCUGUUUCGCAUAUGGGUCACACUCAUUCAUACAGACCAAUGAAGUCAAACGUUUCAUACAAGAAGCCUAGGUUGGAGAUCAGAGAUGGUGAUGAUGAUGAUGAGGAGCACUUCAUUGUCCCUGAUCUAGGUUAAAAGCUAUAUGUAAGCUAUGUGUAGACAUUCCUCUAUGGAAAAUUAAAGCUAGAAACUUAUCUGCAUAAGGAGAAUGAUGCAUGGGGUCAGUGUCAUAUCUAUGGCAUCAUCUAUAAGUCGAGUAAGCUAUGUUGAGAGCUUAUUACACUUUUUUCGUUUUUGUCUGAAUCUCUAUGAGAUGUUUGUGUUUGAGUUUGUUCAUAUACCUCUUGAACAUGGUAUGGUAUUUGCUAUAUCUUUGAUACAACAAACUUGAAUAAAAGAGGGAACUUCCUU
Molecule: messenger RNA, 1145 nt
Organism: Eruca vesicaria subsp. sativa (arugula)
Lineage: Eukaryota; Viridiplantae; Streptophyta; Magnoliopsida; Brassicales; Brassicaceae
Source: the annotation of a GenBank genome assembly